UGCGCUGCUACCUCGACCUACGCGGGCCGCCGCCGCUGCCGGCGUGCUCAUUUCCGAUCGAGCGAUCGCACUGCUCAGACGCUACUUUCACGAUUAUCUCUUUACGUACACACACACGCAAACGCACAGAUCGCAUCGCAGCACCGUUUUCGAAACCUUACCGAAAAAACAUAUAAGCGGAGAACAACAGGAAUCGUUUGGAAAUUCGAAAAUUGCCGCGUUGACAUCGAUAGUCCGUGUAGAAGCACGAUCGUAAAGGGGGAAAAACCGGUGAAUGCGGUUUUUUCAGUGGACAACUCACGUCAAGCAGUCAGUCAAAGAGAGGUAGAGAGAAACUCAGCUCUGGUGUGAUUUAUAAAUAGUCGAAGCAGAACGACAGCCACGGCUAAAAACGCAUCAUCAUCGGGAGGCGCAACAGCAGCAGCAGCACCUACGAAAACGGAGCGUCGAGGCGUAGCGAGAACCAGCGGCAGCAGCGACGACGCGACUACCCGACCCAGGGGCGGCAAAUUUGAAAUAUCCUUGAUUGAGAGCCGGUGACCACACGUGACCAGAAACGCCUGACAAGCAUAAAAGUUCAACUCGUUUGUUUACCAAGAGGGAAAGGAGAGAUCAGAUACGACUAGCGAGAUGGCGUUCAUGAUGCCUGUGGUCAAAAACGAGUGGGACAUCUACAAGACCAACCGUAGCAGACGCUCGUCCGAGUGCUCGAAUCCUCAGGCCUGUCGCAGUAGAAAGAAAAAUGUGAUUUUGACUGCGACUGACUAUGUCCUUUUAAAACGUCUCGGAAUGCUCGAAAUCGGAGGGCCCCUCCUUGUCGACCUCCCCGGGCUCGGACUUUCUCACGUCGCCGGCCCACCGGUCGGUGCCCCUCAGCACGCGUCAUUUCUCGCGCACCUCCUCCCGCGCCUCCCAGAGCUCCCUCCAGUCUCCCAGCAAAAGUACCGGCUCCUCGCCGCCGAAAACCGGCAGCUCAAAUUCCCUCAACAAGUUCCACAACCGGCUCGUGGACAAGCUCAAGCGCUCGCUCAAGAAGGCCGACGACAGCGGCGACGACCAGCGCAACCUCUCGUGAAACAAUCAGGGGGUUUUGGGCCGGCCUCCUCCGUUCGGCUCGAAACCGAUCGACAUAAGACGCACCUCGGCGCCCCAGACGACCUGCAAUCUAAGCGCCUCGUCGUCAGCAGGCUGCAACAACAACAGCGCCGAUGACGCGGCCCGGUCCUGUCCGGAGCGACCCCAGCCUCCGGGCGCGAGCUGCACCGAUCGCCACGAGGCCAACUCUUGGUAGCCGCGCUGCUGCUGCCGCCGCCGCUCACGUAGCCGGUCCUGCUGCUAUCUUUGAGGCGCGACGAUGAUGAUGCGUGACCGCGCAUCGCGUUCUCGUUAUACCCGAGAGAGUAGAGAUACUCCGGUGCUUUUCGGAGAGAACCGGAAAAGUGCGCCGCGAGUGCUUUCGAGAUCCACCGGCUCUCGAGCGCAAGGCAAGAGAAAGAGAGAAAGAGAGAGAGAGCGAGAGAGAGAGAGAGAGAGAGAGAGAGGAUUCACGACAAAGGUAAAUGAUGCUUCCUUCACAUUCUCUGGAUUCUACUACUACUACUACUACCACUACUACUACGACGACGAAGACGACCAUGAUGAUGAUGAUGAUGAGAUGAUGAUGACGAUGGUGGUUGGGAGAUGAGAAAGUUGAAAAACACACGGGGCCCCGAAACUCCACUCGCGCGACUCUCGUAUAUUAUAUUAUGCACCAUAUGUCCAAAUAUCAGAAUCGGACUCGCCGCGCGCUCGAGACACACGGUUUCGUCUGUUCUUCAUCCAACUUCUCGCGUGCGGAGUCUGCCUCUGCCCCAAAACCAAACGAACGAAUCGAAGCAGCUCAGCCACCUCCACCUCUGCACUGAAGAGACUCUUCACGUACAUAUACGCUCGACCCGAGUUCCUCUCGCGAAGCCUCUGAUGUUUCCCUUGGAACUUUGAGAAUCACCCGCACGGAGCGACCGGAAUAAGUCUCAUCUCGAUCGUUCUCCUAUAUUACACACCGAAUAUACACACUCACGGCUUCGACAGGCCGUUUCCUCGAUAUUUCAUCUUCGGAUGCGAUCCUCUUCGCAGACACACACCCACACGUACACCUUCACACACACACACACACAUGCGAUGCAGGCCCGGAUGAAUUGUACGCAAGCCGAGUACUCGUACGGGCGGUUCACUCACGUUCACUCGUACCUUCUGUAUAGGAGUAUAGUUCUGUAUAGUCGAUAUGCGCAUAUAGGCGAGGAGCCUCUCGAAAAGCUGCUGUGUACAAGUAUGAUAGCGUUUAGCGAUGUUGUACCGUAUAAUGUAAUAUCUGUGCGAAGGCGUUUAACGAUCGUACUUAACUGUGUGAACCGAGCCCGAUAAGUUAUAGUUAUAGUCUAACCAUUAGAGUAACAGCAGACGAGUGAACCGCUUCUGACGAAUGCUCGGUUUCCGCAGCCAGAAGGAUAAGAAGAAGAGAGAAAAGAGAUCGAUGAGGCGAGAGAAAAAAAACAGCAGCAGUUCCGCCGGACUGUCUCGAAUCCCGGCAAUGUCGCUGGCGAGUCACAUACACCUCGGCGUCUUAGAACAAAUACAUUAGAGAAUAUGUAUAGGAGGAGACUUCGCCGGCGUUCGAGGCAGUCGCGUCAAAGAUAUAGUCGAGUCGCUAGUUGUAGGGAAAAUCGAUUCCUCGCAGUCUAACACACAUACGGAUGAUGUCGCUUGCCUAUUAUCUUUUCUGUUAUAAAUCAAAGCUUUUGUUCUCGAUUAUUCUCCUCUACUAUACUAUGAUAGCUCGUAAGAUCGCGCGAUCACAUCGGCGAUCAUAGACAUGCGACAGACGGAGAAUAAUAUACAGUAUAUACAUUAGGAUUAUGUGUUUCGAAGGAAUCUGAACUAUAUUUAGAAAAUAAUAACAAAUGAAAAAGAGACCGCGAUCUUAGCUCUUCAACGAAAGCCUAUUCAACUCUCGUCUAUACGAUAUGGAUAUAGGUACAUAGAGACUUACUCAACGGUCAGACACACGCCAAAGCGUUAUUGCGAGCUUUCUCGUACUUAGGAAGCGCGUAACGUAUGCGUCAUGCCCUCGCACGCGGAGGGAAGCCCAUCGCGAGCGCCAGAACAUAUUUCGCCAGAUAAUUUACCUCGAAUUCGAGUAACGAGAGAGAAUCUGUCCGCACACCGUAAUAGCGAUCAAUUUGUGCCGGUUGCGCAACUAUCUCUCCCGAUGUAAUAAAAACACGCGGGAGCUUAUUAUUCAGGCUCGUUGAGAGCGCGCAGCGUAAUGUCCCGCGGGUUUUCGCUGCAGCGCAUGCGACGGCCACGUGGAAAAUGCGUGAUCGGCCCAAAGAGAGAGAGAAAGACGGGAUGAUUUUGGCACGCGACUUCUUCCCUCCGCUUGCGUUGCGCUUUUAAAAUCGCGCGUCAUCUAUAUUCAGCAAGAACAGGACAGAUGCCUGGUCGAUGCACCGCUUGUUUUGACGAUCUUCGAAUCUUGCGACGAGUUGAUGAGCGAAGAUGUCGAAAACGAGCGGUGCAUCGACUCGGAAAACAUUCGCGUGCGUAUACAUCAGGCGCGUCGUAUACGACUUUUUUUUCAUUUCGUCACCUUUUGUUUCUCGAAUUCGUCCGUUAGUUCGAGGCCGUUUUCCGUUCGCCGCACCCGAGAUCGUCUGGCUCGCGAGCGAAGAUCGGUAAUCUACGAACACUCUUCCCCCCCCUCGCCCCCCCCCCUCCGUAUACCCGACGCUGAAUCGUUUGCAUUAUUUCCGCUUUGACGUUCCGCUUUGACAAAAUUCAAGGUCAAUUUCUCACAAUGAUUACCAUUGCAAUGAUGCUUACUUUAUAUAACAUGUGAAAGAUACAAAAGCUCGAGGAGAAGCGAAAGCCGGUCUUUACCUAUUGAGUAGUAUGCCGCAAAUUCGUAUUUUUGCCUGCUUGCCUGUGCGCCAGUUUUUAACGCCUGAGUCGUUCGAUUCUUUUGCCAAGUUCGAGGCUGUCGCAUAUACCUAUAUAUACAUAUACCUAUAUACAUAUACCUAUAUACAUAUACCUAUAUUUAUAAUCGCCAAGAGCUCGAAUUGUUUCGUCGUUCAUUUUCAACGGCGCUGAAUUCGAGCUUUUGUUUGCACCUCGGCGAGCACAGGUCACCAUCAGCGACAGUCGAGAAUUCGGCAAACCAAACGAAAGGGCGUCAAGCGUUCGGCAAAUUCGCUCGGCAAACCUGGCGAGAUAACGAGCGUUUGCAGGCUUAUCAAUCAAUCGGCAACGAUCCGGCCUUAUCAUCUCCUUGGCGUGUAAAAUUAAUGGAAUUUUAUUUAAAAAAUCUGUCUUAAUUAAUCUCUCUAUAAAAUUGAUCGGCGAGCCAUUCGAUCCCGAUGCGUCCACUGCCAUGGCCUUUUUCUGGCAUGUCUUUUUCGGCAUUGUUGUGCGAGCACACGCGGCAAUAUUGGGGAAAAAGGCCGAAAAACGUCGGCAUCGGGCGUCGGGUUCGACGGCUCGCCUGGAAACAUUGUCUCAUAUUUUGUAACACAUUUAAUUAAAUUCUUAAAUUUCCAGCUCGCUCGUACGCAAUGCUCUCGUUGCGCAGCGACCUUGAACGUCAAAUCUAUUUUGUUUUUUUUUCCAGAGGAAUAUCGACGUGCGAAAAUAAUAAGCUUUCAUUCACCGCCUGCCGCUGGCAUCCCCUUUUCGGUAAAUCAAACAGGCACGAGUAACUGUCUAUAUAUUAUGCGAUAUAAAAACAAAACGCAAAACCAAGUAUAAUAAGCAAAACAAAAGAAAAAAAUAUCCUUGCGAACCUUGAAAGCAA
This is a messenger RNA of Nasonia vitripennis (jewel wasp), 4831 nucleotides long. RefSeq lists its product as uncharacterized. The record is from RefSeq and is a predicted model, not a curated record. The transcript has 3 exons. The coding region runs from base 631 to 1212 and encodes 193 amino acids. NCBI's taxonomy places the organism in Eukaryota, Metazoa, Arthropoda, Insecta, Hymenoptera, Pteromalidae.